ACAUUAAAAGUUCAGUUGUUGGAAAAAAGUAUUAUUCGGCCAGGUUUUGAAAAAAUUCUCGGUGAAGGAUUUGUACCAUUGUCUGCAGGAGCGGCAAAACGUAUGAGGAAGAUUGAACGAGAGCGAACAAAAGGUGUUAGUUGGUUUAAUAUGCCUGCUACUGAAUUAACCGAAGAACGUCGACGUGAUUUGGAAUUAUUGCAAAUGAGAGAUACAAUCGAUGAAAAAGCGAGGUACAGGAAAAGUGAUCAUUCAACGUUGCCAAAAUUUUUUCAGGUUGGAACUAUUAUUGAAUCAAAAGCUGAUUUCUAUUCUUCGCGUAUUCCAAAGAAAGCUCGUAAACGAACGAUAGCAGAAGAAUUAUUGGCUGAUAUUGAAUUCCAAGCUAGGCAAAAAAAGAAAUUCAACGAAAUAAAAUCGUUAGAAGCUAUUAAAAAGAAAGGCUCUUUUAGGCAUUCCUGGUAUCCGAAAAAGAAGAGGAUGAGGCGUAAAAAUAUAUGA
This is a messenger RNA of Dracunculus medinensis (Guinea worm), 501 nucleotides long. The record is from the annotation of a GenBank genome assembly. Lineage: Eukaryota; Metazoa; Nematoda; Chromadorea; Rhabditida; Dracunculidae.